AUGAGUUUGAUAAAAGAGGCUAAGUACUUAGUUAUUGGUGGAGGAAUUGCUGGGGUAACGUGUACUGAAACGCUUUCUGCAUUGUGCCCUGAAGAAACAAUUAUCCUAUUGACAGCUUCACCACUUAUUAAGGCUGUCACUAACUUUAAUCAGGACGGAACAGGUUGGCCCGGCACCGCCUACUUCCGGAAACACUCCUCAGCUUCACGACAGCUACAAUCCAGCUACAAAAAACUCCACAGAUCUUUGCACUCAAAUGUUCCAACACCGCCUCGUAGUUCGCUACACACAACUCUCUCGAGUGGUCUCCCGCCGUCACAUUUAUCCCAGCGAACACCAACCAAUUUGCAUACGCCCAAGUUCUCCUCUCGCCAAUCCUCGCGGCUACGAGAUCGCGUUUCCAUAAGUCCGACUCACCGUAAUGGUGGUGUUUCUUUCUUUGGACCAAUUACUGCCCUACACGCCAGACACAAACAAACCCUCUUAUGCCGAGAACUGAGAUCUUUGCACUCAAAUGUUCCAACACCGCCUCGUAGUUCGCUACACACAACUCUCUCGAGUGGUCUCCCGCGUCACAUUUAUCCCAGCGAACACCAACCAAUUUGCAUACGCCCAAGUUCUCCUCUCGCCAAUCCUCGCUAUGCUCACGAGAUCGCGUUUUCAUAA
Molecule: messenger RNA, 666 nt
Organism: Acanthosepion pharaonis
Lineage: Eukaryota; Metazoa; Mollusca; Cephalopoda; Sepiida; Sepiidae
Source: the annotation of a GenBank genome assembly